ACUCGCCGAGGUUGGCGGCGGCGCCAUUUUGAAUUGGCUGAGGGUCGGAGGCGGUGGUUGCUGAACCGGGCUCCGCGUCCCCCGAGAAGACCAGCGAGAAAGGAGCGAGUUCUGAAUAUGGCAGCGAAUAGGAACUUGAAGCAAGUGCGGAUCGAGAAUAGCUCCCCGGCGGCGCCGCUGGGCAUGAUGGGGGGUGGUGGCGGCAACCUGAAGGGAUUGCGGGGCCUAGAGUCGGAGAGUGAGGCAGCGGCGGCCAUGGCGCUAGUGCCGAGCAAAGAAGGUGGAGAUGAAGAGCAGGAGGUUGGGUUCACCAUCGAUAUAAAAAGCUUUCUCAAACCUGGCGAGAAGAGCUACACGCAGCGCUGCCGGCUGUUCGUGGGGAAUCUGCCUACUGAUAUCACCGAGGAAGAUUUCAAGCGCCUCUUCGAGCGCUACGGGGAGCCUAGCGAAGUCUUCAUCAAUCGUGACCGUGGCUUUGGCUUCAUUCGCCUGGAAUCUAGGACACUGGCUGAAAUAGCAAAGGCAGAACUUGAUGGUACUAUUUUGAAGAGCAGACCACUUCGAAUUCGAUUUGCUACACAUGGAGCUGCCCUAACUGUCAAGAAUCUUUCACCUGUGGUUUCUAAUGAGCUGCUGGAACAAGCAUUCUCUCAGUUUGGGCCAGUGGAAAGAGCUGUUGUUGUAGUAGAUGAUCGUGGCAGAGCUACAGGAAAAGGUUUCGUAGAGUUUGCAGCAAAACCUCCAGCACGGAAAGCUCUAGAAAGAUGCAGUGAUGGGGCAUUCUUGCUAACAACAACACCUCGACCUGUUGUUGUAGAACCAAUGGAGCAAUUUGAUGAUGAAGAUGGGCUCCCAGAGAAGCUAAUGCAAAAAACACAACAGUAUCACAAGGAAAGAGAACAGCCACCACGCUUUGCUCAACCUGGAACAUUUGAGUUUGAGUAUGCUUCACGGUGGAAGGCUCUUGAUGAGAUGGAAAAGCAACAGCGUGAACAGGUUGACAGGAACAUUAGAGAAGCCAAAGAGAAACUAGAGGCAGAAAUGGAAGCAGCUAGACAUGAGCAUCAGCUAAUGCUGAUGAGGCAAGAUCUCAUGCGCCGUCAAGAAGAAUUGAGGCGUUUGGAAGAACUUAGAAAUCAAGAACUUCAAAAACGCAAGCAGAUACAAUUGAGACACGAAGAAGAACAUCGGCGUCGUGAAGAAGAGAUGCUACGCCAGAGGGAACAGGAGGAAUUACGACGACAGCAGGAGGGAGGAUUUAAGCCAAAUUUCAUGGACAAUUUGCCAAGAAGGUUACAUGCAAGCCAGUAAAAUAUGGAAAAUAGUGUUCUUCAUGAUUUCUCCAGGAAAGAUGAUAUACACAGUUGCUUUAGAGAAGCAAGACUAUUCACAUGUACUUUUUCUUGGAAGAAAAUAUGUAAACUGCAAUUACAAAGAUGGGAAAUACUGUCUUUUAAAAUGCUAACGUUCUUCAUUCUUUGAUAAAAUAGCACUGCCUUGUUCCAUAUAUUAUGUUCCACUUUAAGGGACAGAGCAUGUGAAAGGUAAGCUGCAGCUCCAGUUUUAAUCAACUUCAAAUCAAAAGCCUUUUCCAGAAGGCACAAAAGGAAAACUUUAAUAAUGAAAGAGUAGUUCAUCUUCAGUUUUCUUCCAGUGUGGAACAUUGUGCUUCUAGAACUUCCAGCAUUGUAUCAGUAGCAGUUCCACAUCUGACAUUUUCAGAACCAGAGCUGUGCCAAAUAAGACAAAUAAAGUUUCUGCCUUAGUGUGUGAAGAAUGCAAUUAUUACAUUUAAAAAAUUGAAUAUUCAGAGUUUUGAAAGAAAAUGUAUGAAAUAAUUGUCAUAUAUUGAAUUACUGGUUUAAAAGUGAAAAUUAUGUCAUCUUGGCAGAUGGGAUGGUUAUGCUUUUAGAACCAUUUUGGUAUAUGUGCCAGUUUAUUGUUGCCAUGUUAUGCUUUGUGUAGUUUUUGUAAUAUCACUUAAUGCAUGUUCAGCAUCAUUCUUGCAUCACAGUUGUGUACAGUUUCAUAUUUUUUCACACUGCUGAAUGCAAAUGUCUGUAGAACGGGGGUACUAGAGCAUUUGUUUAGUAUUAUGUAACUUGUUCAAGAGGGAUUUUCAUUGCUAAGCUUGCUUUCUGUUUUGUGUUCACUCUGCAUGUUUUGUGCAAAAAACACUUUUUUCUAUUGCAUAUGGGGAAAAAGUAGUAAGUCAUGAAAAUGUGUUUAUUAGGAAGGUAAAUUGAAGUCCUGGAUGCCUCUUACUGUUUCUAAAAUGACAGCUGGCUCAGGAGAAUAAAAUCACUUGGUAUACUUUCAUGCAUGAUUACAUCUAGGUUUUUUUUCCCUGCUUAUGGCCCACUUUAGUAUUAAUGUUCAAGAUAAAAAAAAAUUCUGAGUUUAGAUUCCAUAGGUAAUCUGGUUUUAAUCACAAGCAUGUGUACAAGACAGUAAAUUAAUCGCAAAUGACUUGAUGUUUGCUCUGAAUAGUGCUGUAACUCCCGAAGUUGUAUUAAACCUAAAAAAAAAAUAGUUUGAGUUUCAUCAUUUUUAAAGUGAAACUUUAAAAAUUGUAUUGAGUGAGAGUAAGCCAGUCCACUGGGGGUGGGGGAAAGUACAAAUCUGUGGAGAAAUGAUGCUCUUGUUUUGAGUUGUAUUAUGUUACUGGGUAUGCAUAUUUUACUCUUUAAAUUGGGACCAUUGUGCAAAACUGUUUGUUAUAAAGACUUAGUGAGAAAUAUAAUUUGUCUUAUUUUACCCAGUUACAAGCAUUAAUUCAUUGUUAGCAUCUUAAAAAUAGAAUUGGUUAGAUUAGGCACAUGUACUUUACUGGAGAUGGUGGCGUGUUAGUAUGAAUAUCAGAAAUAGGAUAAUUCAAGUGAUGGUCGUUACCGAAGACUGAUAUAUUGUGCCUUUAAGCCUAGUUGGAUAAAAGCUGAUCUUGAGCAUUAUUCUUACUACCUUUGAAAUAAAUUCUUUCAUAUAUCUUUUUCUUAUUCCAGUUAACCCUAAACCUGAAUUUCCCAGGUGACUGAUAUUUUUGGGAAAUAAAUACUGGUUUUAAAACUGUGUGCCCAGAACCUCGAUACUGUAUUUGAAUUUCUGCUUUAUUGCUGUAGUAGUCACAGAAGUACUCACAGGUUUGAAAGUGUUCAUCUAGCUUUUGGGGGAGGGUAAGGGAUUGAUUAUUGUAUGUUGCUUAAUUCUUGAGGCCUUAGGUGGGAAAACUGGUAAUGUAGAAUCUUCUUAAUAUUAUUGUUUUAAAAAAAAUUAAAAAAUAAUCAAAAUUGUUUAAAAAUCUGGUAUCUUCAAAACUGCCCUGUGUUGAGGAAGCUGAAUGGUGUAUCUUUAAAGAAGGUGGGAAAACUUUAUUUUACUAGAGGUCUUAUGUAUUUAUCAAGUAUUUGAGCUCUAAAUCUUUCACUGAUCUGACACUGAGGACAUUGUGACUCAACCCUAACCUUCACUUAGUAUUAUGGUGAAAAUUCUGCAACCUUCUGCAAAGCUUUAGAAGUGAUGUGAGGACGUAAUGUGAGAUACUAACUAUAGGAUUGGGCCAAAUCAUUCAUCUUUGAAGAUUGUCACUGGCCUGCUCUGGGUAUCCCUAUCCAUUCCAUUUAGGACUUUGUUUCCUAUUCUGUAUUCCGGGUUUUCUUUUAUUGUAAAAGGCUUUAACUUUCCCUGAUGAUGUGCAAGAUAAGAGCUGUAUAAAACUUUAUUUGGGGGUUGUAAUACUAAACUUGAUGGAAGUGGGUUAAAGGAAAGAAUCAGGUGUCAGAUGCACAGUAAAAACAGUCCCUUAUAUGAUUUGGCAAGUCAUUACAUACCUCCCCGUAUGUGGUUUUUUUAGUAUAUGAAUAUCAUGUAUGUAUUCUUAACCUGUCGUGUCUUUGAAUUUAUGGCUUUUCCUAAGAGGGAAAA
Haliaeetus leucocephalus (bald eagle) is the source of this 3921-nucleotide messenger RNA. RefSeq names its product paraspeckle component 1 (gene PSPC1). The record is from RefSeq and is a predicted model, not a curated record. Gene Ontology annotation, cellular component: nucleus. Gene Ontology annotation, molecular function: RNA binding. The transcript is spliced from 7 exons. Gene Ontology annotation, biological process: regulation of DNA-templated transcription. Lineage: Eukaryota; Metazoa; Chordata; Aves; Accipitriformes; Accipitridae. Bases 118 to 1311 code for a protein of 397 amino acids.